AUGGCUAGGAGAUAUGACAGCAGAACAACUACAUUCUCUCCUGAGGGUAGAUUAUACCAAGUAGAAUAUGCACUAGAAGCAAUAAACAAUGCAAGUAUAACAAUAGGGAUAAUAACAAGUGAAGGAGUAAUCCUAGGUGCUGAUAAAAUUUUUAUAUCCAAAUUAAUAGAUAAAGCAAAUAAUUUUGAAAAAAUUUACAAAAUUGAUAAUCAUAUAUUUUGUGGCGUAGCAGGAUUAAAUGCCGAUGCAAAUAUUUUAAUAAAUCAAUCCAGAUUAUACACACAAAGAUAUUUAUAUAAUUAUAAUGAUAUUCAACCCGUAUCUCAAUUAGUCAUUCAAAUCUGUGAUAUAAAACAGAGUUAUACACAAUAUGGUGGCUUAAGACCCUAUGGUGUUAGUUUCUUGAUUGCUGGAUAUGAUGUAAAGGAGGGAUAUCAACUUUACCACACAGACCCAAGUGGAAAUUAUUCCGGGUGGUUUGCAACAGCUAUUGGAACGAAUAACUUAACUGCCAGUUCCAUUCUCAAACAGGAAUGGAAAAAAGACAUGACCCUGCAGGAUGGUUUGUUGUUAGCACUGAAAACACUGGCCAAGAGCACAGAUAGCGAAGUACCCAAAAGUGAAAAAAUAGAAUUAGCCUAUUUAUCAAAUAAAGAUGGUGAGUUGAUACAGAAAUACUUAACCGAAAAGGAAAUAGCAGAAUUGAUUAAAAUUUACACACAAAAGUAUGUAAAAGAAUAA
Messenger RNA from Plasmodium gonderi, 741 nucleotides. Its product is annotated as proteasome subunit alpha type-4. Lineage: Eukaryota; Apicomplexa; Aconoidasida; Haemosporida; Plasmodiidae. The coding region runs from base 1 to 741 and encodes 246 amino acids. Gene Ontology annotation, cellular component: nucleus; proteasome core complex; cytosol. The record is from RefSeq and is a predicted model, not a curated record. Gene Ontology annotation, biological process: ubiquitin-dependent protein catabolic process. The transcript has 2 exons.